UUGAGCUUCUUCGUUCGCUUGAAAAUCGUUACAAGUGUGAACCAAAUGAAAUUUGAAUUGAAUGCUAUAAUGAAGUUGGCAAUGAUCAUUAUCAAGUGCAAUGUGAGUGGGCAGCAAUGUGUAACAGUUGCCUAUGAAAAUCAAUGAGCAGUUGAAUAAAACUCAUCACGCGCACCUCGCACACGCACACACACACACACACACACUAUCUUCAAUCAGCUUCGUGUACUCGUGACUCGUGACUCGACGCCGCGACCGUGUGCGUGUGUGUGUGGUCCUGUUUCUGUGCGGCUGUGUGUGUGUCUUGAACGCAGGGCUCGAGUCCAGCUCCUUCCACAAUUCCUGUCGUUCUUCUAACGCUGCUCUGAUUGCAGGCCACGAGGCCGAAACGUAACGAAAACGAAAACGAAAACGCGAUGAAAAUUAAAGCUUUGCGUGACAAAAAUCGCUAACCAAAAGAGCAAAAAAAAAGAAACAAACAUAACGGUAAAAAAAAGGAAAUUUAUACACAUAUAUAACAACCCCAACAAGUGAACACAAAGAAAAUUGUGGCCGGACAGUGUUGCGUAAAAGUAAAAAUUUCGCUUUCAUUUUUUUGGUCGCGAGUUCUGGCAAAAAAACUGCCAACAACAACAAAACGAAACACAACAAAAAAUAAAAAACGAUUAUCAUCUGGUCCUAGCGAGCGGCGUCGCUUCUAUAAAUAACGUUGCGCCAGGCGCCGCUAAUUACGCCAAAACAUGAAAAUAUUUACAACAAAAACAAAAGGCCCAACAACAGCAGCAACAACGAGGAAAACUCGGCAAUUAAUCAAUUUUCCGCUUGACCAAUAUAUAAUAAAUUCAUUCGAGCUGAAUCCACACGGAAGUUUGCACUAUUAUCAUAAUUAAAAACGGGAACAGCAAAGCAGAGUAGAAGGAGCAGCAGGAGAAGGGGCAGCAGCAGGAGGAGCAGGAGUUUAGCAUAUCAAAGCAAGCAUAUCAAAGUAAGCCAGCGUGGCAUGGCCUAAAGGAUAGCAUAUCACACACACCAACACACACACAUACACACAUACACACAUAGAAAAUCUUAAAGAUGCAGCUGCAUUGGAGGCAGCUGCUGCUGCUGCAGCUAUUGCUGUGGCAACUGCCCAGAUCUUUGCUAGCGAAUCGCUAUAAUUCAGGCAAGCUAUAUGCAAACGGCGGCAGCUCAAGUACCAGUUCCAGUUCCAGUUCCGGCUCCAGUUUGAGCUACAAAUCGUCACAGCAGCAGAACGAAGUAUUCUCCAUAGCCGAUAGCCAGCCCAUGACAGACGAUGGCUAUGUGGCUCCAUCAGCGGCUCCCUAUUAUCCGGCCAGCGAGCUGGACAAUCCGACGCAGCACCUGAGCAGUUGUCAGACGGUGUGCGCCUGCAAAUGGAAGGGCGGCAAGCAGACGGUGGAGUGCAUCGAUAGACAGCUCAUCCAAAUACCCGAGCACAUCGAUCCCAGCACCCAGGUGCUGGACAUGUCCGGCAACAAGCUCCAAACGCUAUCCAACGAGCAGUUCGUGCGAGCCAACCUGCUCAAUCUGCAGAAGCUCUAUCUGCGCAACUGCAAGAUUGGCGAGAUCGAGCGCGAGACGUUCAAGGGAUUGACCAAUCUGGUGGAGUUGGACUUGUCGCACAAUCUCCUGGUGACAGUGCCCAGCCUGGCCCUGAGCUACAUCUCCUCGCUGCGCGAGCUGACACUCGCCUCGAAUCACAUACACAAGAUCGAGGCGCAAGCCUUCGGCAGCACGCCCUCGCUGCACAAACUGGAUCUGUCGCACUGCGACAUACAGACCAUAUCGGCGCAGGCCUUCAGUGGUCUGCAGGGACUGACACUGCUGCGCUUGAAUGGCAACAAGCUGAGCGAGCUGCUGCCAAAGACCAUCGAGACGCUGAGCCGGCUGCACGGCAUCGAGUUGCAUGACAAUCCCUGGCUAUGUGACUGUCGAUUGAGGGAUGCCAAGCUAUGGCUCAUGCAGCGCAAUAUACCCUAUCCGGUGGCUCCGCUGUGUGCGGGCGGACCCGAACGCAUCAUCGAUCGCAGCUUUGCGGAGCUGCACGUGGACGACUUUGCCUGCCGACCCGAAAUGCUGCCCAUCUCGCACUACGUGGAGACGGCCAUGGGCGAGAAUGCCUCGAUUACGUGCCGCGCACGCGCCGUGCCCGCGGCCAGCAUUCAUUGGUAUUGGAAUGGCCGUCAGCUGGCAAACAACAGCGCCUUCAGCGCCUAUCAGCGUGUCCACAUGUUCGAGCAGCUGGAGGGCGGCUUCGAGAAACGCUCGCGUCUCGUUCUGACCAAUGCCCAGGAGACGGACUCCAGCGAGUUCUACUGUGUGGCCGAGAAUCGCGCCGGCAGCGCCGAGGCCAACUUUACGCUCCACGUGAGCAUGCGAGCCGCGGGCAUGGCCUCGCUGGGCAGCGGCCAAAUUGUGGGCCUGAGCGCCGCCUUGGUGGCGCUCAUAGUGUUCGCUCUGGCGGCUAUUAUGUGCCUGCUGCUGCGGGUCAAACGGCAGCCGUAUGUGGACAGCAAGACGCCCAAUCACAUGGAGGUCAUCACCUCGGUCAACCAUCAGAAUUCCAUCACCAACAAGACACAGCCGGCAACGGGCAAUGGCAGCAUCGGCGGCGUUGUCAUCGCCAAUGGAGCUGUGCCCAAUUGCAUCGACGGGGGCUUAGCUGGCGGCGCUGCUGGAACGCUGGAGCGGAAGAGCAGCAGCAGCACAGCACCAACUGGCGGCGGAGUGGGAGGAGUUGGAACCAAUUGUAGACGCACCAGUGGAUCGCCUCAUGAGCAACGCAAUGCGAAUCCGGUCCAGAAGCCACCACGACUCACCGAUCUGCCCUACUCGACGCAGGGCUAUGACAAUGCUGGCAGCGUGCUCUCCACAGCCUCGUGCUUCAUCUCGCCCAGCGGCUCGACUGGACAUGGCAACAAUCCGGAUCUUAUCAAUGAUACGAAACGCUUUGGCAGCGACGAGUUCUGCGAUCUCAAGCUGCCCGCCAUGGAGCUGACGAGUGGCGGCGGCAGUGGGGAAUACAGUCGGGCCAACGGCUGCGACUCGCUGUAUCCAUCCGGUCUGUGGGAGCAUGCAGCAGCAGCGGCCAGCUCGGCGGAUGAUCUGUUCAUGAAACGCUACACGGACAAGACGCCCAUCAUCGACUCCAGCCAGCUGUACGACCUGCAUGAGCGUAGCGCAGCCAGCGACUACUUCAGCAAGACCUUUCCGCGCUCCCAUUGCAAUGCGACGCUGCAGCAGAGCGGAUGCAGUGCAGCAGCUGCCUCGACCACCUCGACGGCCACGACGAAUCUAUCUAGCGGCUCCUCUGGCUACCCCAAUGACUAUGGCCUGCCGUUAGUGCCGGGCGCUGAGCAUCAGCACAAUCAUCAGCUGCAGAUGCAUCCACUGCAGCAGCUGCAGCAACAGCUGCAGCACAGCGGCAGUCCACACUUUAGCAGUCGCACCCUGCCACGCCUACACGAUGGCGGCGGCAGCAGCAAUGGCUCGGCCAGCUCAUCGCCCACGCCCGCACAGGCAAUGGCUGCACCGUCAGCUAGCUCCAGUUCCUGCUCAAUACUGCCCAAUGGACAGCCCGUGAAUGCCAAGACGAUACGGGUCUGGCAAAAAGGGGGCGUGCCCGUGCUGCCGCCCGUAACAGCACUGAAGCGGGCGUUGAUCAGCAGCAGUCGCAACUCGCCCGACGAGGGCUACCAGGAGGGCUGUGGAACCGAUGUCUAAGCGCCUCCACCCACAUCCACACACCCCCACACACACACACACACAUAUAAACCCCCGCAGAACUGACUAAACUUAAACUGAAUGCAUACAGUAAACACUAACUAAAACACACUCACCCACUCAUACACACACACACACACAUAUUUUAUAUACACACAUAUGGCUCAUCGACUAGCGAGAGAAUCGGGCGAAUUUGGUGGCGUGAAUUUGUGCAAGCGAACUGUUUGUGAUAGUGUCUAAUAAAAGAUAUGGCGAAUGAAGAUAAUAAACAAAGAAAACUGCGAAAGCAAAAGCGAAAAGAAAAUUCAAAAUGGAAAAUUCAAUGAAAAAUAAUACAGUAUACUUCUAGUUAUAAAGCGCAAAGCAAGGCAAAGGAAAACAAAAAAAAAAAACUAAAAACUAAACUAAAUAAUAUAUAUCAUACCUAUAACAAUAUAUAUAGAAUAUAUAUGUAUGAAUACAACUACAACUAACUAGCGAACCCUAAGAAACUGUAAAUACCAACAUCUCAACUCUCGCAAAUCCCCGCAUUAAGAAGUAUAAGAUAUAACUAAAAACUAACUGCAAUAAAAGUAAAGUAAAAGUAAAAGUAAAAG
This is a messenger RNA of Drosophila hydei, 4340 nucleotides long. RefSeq lists its product as uncharacterized. Bases 1075 to 3744 code for a protein of 889 amino acids. Lineage: Eukaryota; Metazoa; Arthropoda; Insecta; Diptera; Drosophilidae. Gene Ontology annotation, molecular function: protein binding. The record is from RefSeq and is a predicted model, not a curated record. The transcript has a single exon.